This is a messenger RNA of Ceratitis capitata (Mediterranean fruit fly), 1798 nucleotides long. RefSeq lists its product as uncharacterized. Lineage: Eukaryota; Metazoa; Arthropoda; Insecta; Diptera; Tephritidae. The record is from RefSeq and is a predicted model, not a curated record. Bases 1 to 1614 code for a protein of 537 amino acids. The transcript has 7 exons.
AUGAAUGUGCAGCUGGCUUUAGUUGUUGCGCAAGCUGGACUUUAUAUGGAUGUAGAUGUAACUCCAGGUGCGAAAUACGUUAUAGUGCGCCGUAAGAAAGUGCCAGAAUUCGAGAGGGUUGAGAAAUUUACACAUUCGGGUCUUCGACUACAUUUUGUCACCUCUCUGCGCGAUGUAAGCGUCAAAAUACCACAUGCCGCGCGUCGCGGUGAAAAAGUGAUACUCAAGUGUCUCUAUGACUUGGAAGGUGACAGUCUCUAUUCAGUGAAAUGGUACAAAGGACUACGGGAAUACUACAGUUUCACGUCGAAAGAAACACCAGCCAUUAAAGUAUAUCAAAUCACGGUUGUGAGGGGGGAGCGUUCUGCAUCGAAUGAAAGCCAAUUGGUUCUGGACUCGGUUACGGUCUCCACCACUGGCAAAUACAGUUGUGAAGUGUCAGCCGAUGCGCCAUCAUUUCACACAGAAAUCUCAGCUGGUGAAUUGGAAGUUGUUGUACCGGGAAAAGAUCCUAUUAUAACCGGCAUAAAAUCACGAUACCGUCUUGGAGAUAUAGUACGUGGUAAUUGUACAUCGCGACAUUCCAAACCAGCAGCGAAUCUCACAUGGACGAUAAAUGGACGAGAGACCAAUCCCUCACACAUACGACACCACAAGCCUAUGCGAGAGCCACGGGAGUUGGAAACGGCCGUUUCAGGAAUACACUUUGUAGUGACGCCGCAGCAUUUCAGUGGUGGGAAGUUAAAGAUACGCUGCACUGCUCACAUACACGACGUUUAUUGGAAAUCAACCGAAAAAUCAAUAGAAGAGGAACGUCAUAAACAUAAUAUAAAUUCUGUCAACACUUUCUCAGAUGAUUACUUUGAUAUGGAGGACGGCCAAUUAGUCGAUCGUUCUGAUACUUAUAUGACACACAUAAAGGGUGCUGUCUCAUCCUUGAAUGCCAAUGGUGCAACACAUCAACACUGUCAUUGCCUGUCAUUGUUGCUGAUACGUUGGACAACACUAACGUUGGCGGCUUGGUAUACUUUACGCUAUUUUCGCCAAUUAUGCGAAAAAUUCUUUAUUUGGCAUGAAAGACAAGCAUCAAAGACAACAACAACAGCAAUACAGCCAGCGACAAAAACACCAAUAACAACAGUUGCAGAAGAAAGCGCCAUUCUGUGGGCCAAAGGGCAAAUAUUAACAGCAAGUGGGAAAAGUGUUGAUCAAGCAACUCCAAAAGCAGUUGUAACGACAACAAAAGCGGCUGGAGCAGCAAAAACAACAACAGCAACAAGAACUGUUUGUCAUGCAUGGGCGGCAGUUGCAGUCGAGCAUACAAAAUAUCGGACGCACAAUGAAACGACGAGUUCACAAUUAAUUGAGAGAAUAAUUGUACAAUGUUGUCAACAACAACAACAACAACAACCACAUACGCAUCAUCAGCAGCAGCAGCGUACUCUAGUUGAGUGUGACGAAAGGCGAGCAACACAACAAGAAAAGCACUUCACGAAGGCAGCAAUGCAACGAAUAGCAAAUAAACCGAAAGCAACCACAACAGCAACAGAAAACAAUACUGAAAAUACAUCUAAAUUGACGGUCGUAAAUGCAACAGCGACUGCUUGUUUGUGAAUAAUGCAGGAAAACAAAUAAAUUAAACCGUCAAAAAUAUAUUAAAUUAAAACUUUAAAAGUAGGGAUGCUAAGAAGUAAGCGUAGGGAGGCGUUAAACUGUUGAGUUAUUUUCAGUUUCCAGUUGAACAUCGACUAAAAUCCGUAUGUAACUAGCUUUAUAUUUAUUUAAGAUGACUUUAAUU